Etheostoma cragini (Arkansas darter) is the source of this 673-nucleotide messenger RNA. Its product is annotated as gamma-crystallin M1-like. Bases 85 to 621 code for a protein of 178 amino acids. Lineage: Eukaryota; Metazoa; Chordata; Actinopteri; Perciformes; Percidae. Gene Ontology annotation, biological process: lens development in camera-type eye; visual perception. Gene Ontology annotation, molecular function: structural constituent of eye lens. The transcript is spliced from 3 exons. The record is from RefSeq and is a predicted model, not a curated record.
GUUAGUAUAAAAAGGUCCUGGAGUCAGGAGUUGGCAGAGCAAGUUGAACCAUCCAGUGGGCAAAAAAACUAAACCACCAUCACCAUGGGCAAGAUUGUCUUUUACGAGGAGAGGAACUUCCAGGGUCGCUCCUAUGAGUGCAUGAGUGACUGCCCUGACUUGUCCUCCUACCUGAGCAGGUGCCAGUCCUGCAGGGUGGAGAGCGGCUGUUUCAUGGUCUACGAGCGUCCCAACUACAUGGGUAUGCAGUUCUUUAUGAGGAGGGGCGAGUACCAAGACAUGCAGCGCAUGAUGAGCAUGGGAAUGAUGUUUGACUCCAUCAGAUCCUGCAGAAUGAUCCCCUUUCACAGAGGCCAGUUCAGGAUGAGGAUCUACGAGAGGGAGAACUUUGGUGGUCAGAUGUACGAGCUGAUGGACGACUGUGACAACAUCAUGGACCGUUACCGUAUGAACGACUGCAUGUCCAGUAACGUGAUGGACGGCCACUGGCUGAUGUACGAGCAGCCCCACUACAGAGGCAGGAUGAUGUACCUGAGGCCCGGAGAGUACAGGAGCUUCAGGGACAUGGGCAUGAGUGGCAUGAGGUGGAUGAGCAUGAGGCGUAUCACUGAUAUGUGCUAGACUUCUAUGUAUGACUUGAGUAAAUAAAAACAAUGUGUAAUUCAAAACCAUA